AUGUCGUCGUGGGACUACAUCGACGAAGUAGACAUCCUCCCAAAGUUGCCGCCAAAUUUUGAAGAAUUGAGGGAAUCGAAAAAAUGGCAGGUGCACAGAUUCAACAAUAUUAAAGAGGCUUAUGAUGGAUUUUCAGGAGCGGAAGGAAAGUCUAGAUGCCCUGCUAAAAGUUUUGAUGGAUGCAGAGAGACUUUCGACAAAGAUCUCCUACGCCGAACUCGUCGGAAACUUGCAGACGGUUGGAAAAUUUUUAGAGAAAAGUACGUUAAAAGGAAUUUUGUUAUUGAAGAUGAUUGCGAAAGACGCAAACAUCAAUAUCCAAGCUCUGGCCGCCAAAUGCCUCACCAGAUUCGCUACGGGCCUUCGUACCAAGUUUGCUCCCUUUGCCCAAACGGUCAGCGAAAACAAUUUGCGAAAACUUGAGUAUUCAUUUUCAGCUGCUUCCAAUUUUGUUUGAAAAACUCAAAGAGAAGAAGCCGUUGUUGAAGGAGCCACUCAUCGAAUGCUCAGACGCUGUAGCUUCGACGGUGAGUUCCCCAGCGGAUUGCAGAAGUUCUCUUUCUCUCCUGAAACUGCACUACAAAAGUAUUUUCUGAGAAUCUCAAUAGCUGAAGUAAUUAAAAGCACCAUGAUUUGGAAAAAAAGUUCUCCUUUCUUCCUAUCGUCGAGCUAUGACGUUUCCAACACACCAAACCCCGGUUUUUUCUUCUCACAGCACCGAUAACGUUAUACUUUCCGAAGGUUAAAAAGCAAAAGAAAAAAAAAACUUUUUUUCAAAAUUUUUUGGUUACUUCUCGACAUUUUUAUUUUUUUACUGCUCUUUACAUGAAACUUCGAAGUAAAUUAACUACACGGAAGUUAUUUUUGCCAUUCAGAUGCCGACCCUGGAGACAUCGCAAGACGACAUAAUCUUGGCGCUUGGUAAACCAAAUCCGCAAAUCAAGCAACAGUGCGCCCUUUUUUUGGGACGUCAAUUUGAUCUGUUGAGUGCUGACAAGGUUUCUUAUCAAGUUUCCGCUCUUUUCUUGACCAAGGUGUUCAGCAACCGAAAAAGUUGAUAAAGGCAGUCGUUCCUGUUUUGGGAAAACUUCUGGGCGAUGCCGACGCUGAUGUGAGUUUCUUAUAUCACAGACUUCUAUCAAGAUGGGAAUCUAAUUGGAAAGAUCUAACUUGAAUUCUGGCGCGACUGAUUUUUGAAUAAUGUAUAAUAUGAGCAAUAUUGGCUGUUUUCAGUGAAGAAGAGGAAUACAUGUUGGAAUGGUUGAAAAUUUCUUGUCUUUUCAUAAGAAUCUUCUUCUCCAAAAUAUCUAAUGUUCUCUCCAGAUGAUGUAUUUAAAAUACCUCACGAUCAUUUUUUGAGGUUCGCGAGGCGGCCACGACUUCACUCGGCGCGAUCCAGCGGCUCAUUGGCGAGAAAAACGUGAAAUCCAUUCUCGGCGAUGUCGCCAGUGAUGAAGCGAAAAUGAAAAAAGUAACUUGAGGAAACUUUCUGAAUGCCUUUUUUCGAUUGAAAAGCAUGCAAGCUGUUUGAAAGCAAAACAUGUUUUCAAGGUGGCGGAAGCAGCUGAGAACUCGGCUCAGAAUUUUGCUGAGAUCAGUUCAAAGCAGCAGGCGUCGGGACCGGCUGAAGCCCCAUCCAAAGAAGGUUCAUCAAGCGCUCCGACUUCAUCCAAGCCCAACGGCGCUGUCAACUUUUCCGCACCGGCUAAAGUAUUCUGUCGGACUCAAAUUUUUGACGACCCAUUUUCAUUUUGUAGGAAGUAGACGAGUGGGACUUUGCCGAUCCUUUCCAUCUACUCGGGAAAAUGCCUGCCGAUUUCGAAACGAAUAUCGAAAGCAAGAAAUGGACGGAACGGCGCGAUGCUCUGCAGGUACUGGAGUUUUAGCCUUUUUUAGAGAAUGGUAGUUGAAUAAGUUUAUCUUCUUCUCCCUACGACUUUGUACCACUUGAGCGGCGUCGGCGCUUUAAGUUCUAUCUUGAAAUCAGUGAUAAUAUGUGAACUUCCUUCAGUGACAUAUACGUCCUUGUGUGUGACGACUAGGGAUUUUAAAGACAUAUUUUUUUUCCUCUAUCAAAAUUCCUCACAUCCGUUGGUUUAUCGAACUUGUGUUCCUUCGGACCGUAGGCAGUCAUACAACCUGCCGUAGUUAAAUUCGUCUAUAUAAGCUUUGAAUGAAAGGAUUCCUUCAACUCGUCUCCUCGAAAGAAAAAAAAUUGGCGCAUGUAGAAUGACUAGAGUCCUAGACUCAACACAAGAAAAAAUGUUCGUUAACCAUGGGAUACAGUUGCGCAAGAUUCUCACAAAAAAUGAUCAAUAGGACUUCAUAAAAUGAAAUACAGAAUAUGUUUUACCGUGUUGCUUUUCAGGCUCUGCAUGAUCUGUUGAAAGCAAACGUGAAGCUGGACGCCAAAGGCAACUAUGGAGAGCUUGUUGGCGUUUUACGAAAGGUCCACCUACAAUUUUGGGCAAUCAAUACAAUCAAUACAAGUUAAGGUGCUCGAGAAAGAUGCCAACAUCAAUGUCGCGGCUCUGGCUGCCAACUGUUUGAAAGGGAUCGCUGACGGGCUCCGCCUCAAAGUGAUCUCGAGGGCUUUUAGAGCAAGUUUCAUGAUUGAAUUCUAGUUUCAACCUCAUGCGGCGGCUGUCAUUCCUGUCAUUUUCGACAAGUUCAAGGAGAAAAAACCGUUGCUGCGCGACCCGCUGAUCGCUUGUAUCGACGCUAUGGCGGCCACGGUCCGUCCAAGAUUGGAAUUCCGACUAUUUCCGUUUUUCAGACGAACCUCGAAGCAAUGGGAGAGGACAUCCUUGCCGCGUUGGCCAAGCCGAACCCCAACAUUAAAAUUCAGGCCGAUCUUUUUCUCUACAGGUAAAAUUUUUUUAUUUCGUUGACCAUUUUGCCAUCCCGCCAGUUAAAGUGGUAACACGAAUCUCGAAGGUUUUCACCUUUCUGUUAAAAAAAAAGAGAAUUUCAGAGCGUUCAAAUUGCUAAACUCGCAAACGAUGCCCAAGAAGACGCUCAAGUCGAUAGUUCCACUGCUUAUCAAAGUUUUUUUUUCUAGGAUUUGUCAAUAAAACUGAUAUUAUUGCAGCAUUCUGGUGAUUCGGACCCAGAAGUGCGUGACGCGUCCUACGCCGCCAUGGGAUCAAUGAUGAGGACGAUAGGCGAAAAACCUUCGCUGCAGUUGCUCGCCGACAUCGUUCCCGACAAGCUCAAAAUGGACAAGGUCUUGUUCUUUGCAAAAAAAAAGAAAUUUAAAAUAACUUCAGAGAGUUUAAAUAUGACUAAACUUCAGAAAUUCGGAGACAAUUUGUUUCUCGCUGAAUUAAUAUGAACAUCGUAUUGCAACUUCCCCCCAAUUUGUCAAACUUUUAAAUUACUUCGAUUUUUAUUAUAACCAAAAAAUUCAAACUAUAACGAUAAACCAAAGAGUAAAUAUUUUUCUUUUUUGCCUUAAGAACGUCUUUUUUUAGUUAUUCAAGUGUUCGCUUACUCGUUUAGCUAAUACAGGCUCUUCUCAUGUCAAGCCGUAGAAAAAAAAACCUGGCUUUCUAUCCGUUUAUGUUUUUGAAACUGAAUUAAUUCUUGAGUUCGUUUUCAGAUUCGAGAUUUUCAUCAGAAGGCGUUGGAGGAAGCUGGAGCAGAUGUCGUCUCCCAAAUGGUCCAGUCCGUCCACAAAGCUGAUGUCAGAAUAAUUCAACUUUUAUCAUCCUUUCGCUUCUGUUUGAUUCAAUGGCUUGUGUUGGUGUUUGUGAUUUUCGUUUGUUGCUCAGGCUCCUGCCGCAGCUGCAAAGACCCCGCUGGCAGCGAAACCUGCGACGGUGAAAGAAGACGCGGAAGAAACAGAAGAGGUCCUCUUAGAUUCCAUUUUUUCUUCGUCCGUCAAAAUCUUUUUGAUAUGGUGUCGUUUGGUAUACGUUUUGAAGUGCAUAAAGAACAGUAGUUAGAAAGUUUCCAAAUUUUAGUCGGAAAUGCAUUUUGACUAUUUUUUUUUCGUUGAAGUUUUUCGUGGGCUCGGGUAAAAUUAUCAAAAAGUUAUUUUUAUAAUUUUAUUUUUCACUAUCUUUUUCGGAUCGUUAAGAUGUCAGCUUGUUGCAAAGGUUCAUCUUAUAGAGUUUUUUUUUGUUCUUUCUUGCUGAAAAUCGCACAUUUUGUAGAAAUCUUACCUUAGGAGUAGUCGGUUAGCGAGAAGUUAUGAAGCUUUCGAUUUCUAGGCAUUGAAGCAGAGCGGAGGAGGUGCUGCCGGCGCAAAAAAGAAAGAAGCUCCGGAGAAGAAGAAAGCGCCACCGCCAAAAGAGGAAGAAGAUGAGCCACCAGUCGUUGAGAAAGCGGAAGUCAUGCUGGCGCCCAACACAGGAAAGGCCCAAAGGCUGAAGGACGAGAAGAAUCUCAAGGUGCCAGAAAAUGACAGAGCAUCACGCAUGUUUAAAGGCAUAGGGGCAGUAAAAAAUGGGGUUUCAGGUGAAACCAGUAUCUUAUACAGUUUUUCUUUGCGAAUCGAAUGGUGUACUCAAAAAAAUUACAGAUGUGACAACUUUAGAAGAAAAACGCGAUUUUACUUUCCCGCCUUUAAUUUUGAAAAAAGCUUUGGAUCGGUAUGCAGACAACUGUUUACAGUAGCUGUGCACGCGAUGUUGCGGACGUCUCAUUAGACUCGCAUUUUGUGUGAAAUAACCGCCUUUCUGCUCCAAAUAAAGGGUUUCUUCUCUGAAAAAUCGAUUAAGAAAACAGAAAACACACAUUGAUAAUAAAGAAAACACAAAUAAUCGCUAUCCCAAUCGAAACCUGUGUAAAAUCAUCAUUUUUCACCAGAGAAGCAUUUUUGCGAUCAAAGUUUGCAAAUUUAACAUGAAUAUAAAGAUUUUGUGACAAAAAGAACUUUGGUGACAACAGAAAAAAUUAAAAAUUGAAAGCAACGAAGAAAAAAGCGAAAUUCCGAAAAAUGGCGAAGCCUGUUGUCCAUAGAGCAACUUUACUGCAAAGCGCCCUUUUCGUGGGAACUCAAGCUUUCCUUUCUCCGACUUUGAAUUAUUUUUUCUUCAAAACUAGGAACUACUGUACGUUUCCAAGUUUACCGUUCGAUUCGCAAUGAAAAGCUCUACAAAAUACUGCUUUGAACUGAAACACCGUUUUUAACUGCCCCUAUGCCUUUAAGACUGUGCUACGGCGGCCGGUGGACGGUCAAUAUUGCGCCGUCAGUUUCGGAGCCAGGAUAUUUUUAAAAUUUUUUUUCUUUUUCGCAAUUUGUUAAGGACCUAUUUCUCGAGGUUACAAGAUAAGUUAAGUCACAAAAAGUAAAAAAGAUUUUAUUUUAAUCCCGAAAAAACUAGCUUGACUACCGUAAUACGACCGGCCGCCUUGAACAUGCGUGGCAUUCGAUUCAAAUUUUCGAUAAUUCUUAGAAAUGUUCUCGGAUUGAUAAACUGUGUAUGAAAGUUCAAAAAAGUCAUUUAACAGAUCCUGAAGUGGAACUUCACGACGCCGACCGACGAGCACAUCGAGCAGCUGCAGAACAUGUUGGGAGCGUACGCCAAGGUGUCACUCAUGUCGCAGCUUUUCCACAAAGACUUCAAAAUGCACCUCAAAGCGCUCGAUCUUCUCAUCAAUGUUUGAAUAUCCCUCUUUUGAUGUAUUCCUACUUUUUCAGCUUGCGAGCAGCGACGAAACAGCUCUGACGUCGAACAGUGACCUGCUGCUCAAGUGGUGCACUUUGCGCUUUUUCGAAACCAACCCUGCAGCCUUAGUGAAGGUGAGAUCUGAGCAGAGUUGAAAUUUCACUGGUUUCUCGGCAUUUUAAGAGUGGAACUUUGCAAAUAAUUUUAUGUAUGACACGGGGAGAACACGGAAGAUACAAAGUGUUCGAAUCUUCUGCAGAAGGGUGACGAAAUUCUCGCAGAUCGUUUUUCUGUGCUGAAUUUUCUUCGGCUUUUUCUUCUUACAUAAACGUUCAUAGUUGUGCUUUACAGGUUUUGGAGCUGUGUCGAAUCGUCACGACAUUGAUCCGCGACACAUCGACGCCCAUGACGACCGAGGAAAUGACCGCAUUUGUUCCCUAUUUGCUUCUCAAAACGGGCGAUCCUAAGGUCAGUCUAUUCGAAAUUCGAAGUUUCAAACUAGAACUUUACAGGAAAACAUCCGGAACAGCGUUCGGGAGAUUGUUGACAUCCUUUCCGACAUCAACUCGCCGGCUAAGAUGGCACCAUUGCUUUUGGGUCCGUUUUAUACGUGGGCCAACCCAAGGCUGCCGAAGAGGCGCCCCCGGGAUCCCGCCCGACUCGAAGCUGUCGUCUCGGGGCGGCCCGACCAGCAAUGUUGAAAAAUAAGUGAAAAAUCAGUUGAUCAAAAAUUCAAGAAAAAAAAUUGCUCACUUGAAAAAGUUCUCGUUUCGCGGGGCGGAUCGGGCGCCCCGCGAAACGUCUCAUCAGCAGCUCUGAGCUAAUCAAUUUGGUGCACCCCUCGAUUUCAUUUAAAAUUCAGUUUCGGAUCUGAUUUUGAACUAACUUAAUAUAAAUGUUCAGAAUAUAGAAUCAGAUCAGCUUUUAGGUCGAUUGGAAAGAGCUUUGAGAAAUUUUUAGCCUCACACUAGGCAAACCACGAAAGCGAUAAAAGCUGUCUUAAGGCAUUCAUGGCCCGUGUGGAAAGCUCCAAGGCUCAGUUGAAAGUUUAAAAAAAAUGAAGGGACUUGUAUUUGAAGAAGGGCGUUUCGAUCUGAGGUCCAAGAUUUUCUUGAAAGUCUGAAUAUUCAAGUUAAAAAAAACGUUUUGAAAUUCGAGAACUGACUAGAACAGUCAGAUCCGUGUGUGACGAGGAUUUUAAAAAAUAUUUUUGCGGUAGCUACUAUAAAUUUUGCAAAAAAAUAGGGGGAAAAAAAUCAACUUAUACGCGUUACAGGGUAACGAAAAUAGGCAUGUCAAAAAAAUUGCCAAACCGUGCUUUCUUUUUUUCAAUAAAGUCAGUCUGAGAAAACCAGUUUUUUUGAGCUUUCUCUCAGUACGCUCAAUAGACGUUUUUUUGUUGUUCAUGUAAUUUAAAUUUUUAAGACUCUUAAAUUACACGUCAAGCAUUUUUUUCUAGAGAGAUCUUUUCAAAAAAAAUAUUGACUAGCAGUGUUUUAAUCGAAUGUUGCUUGCAGACGGGCUCAAGUCGAAAAACGCUCGACAACGCGCGGAAUGUCUUCUCGUAGUGGAGAACUACGUGACGGUGGUCGGCAUCACCACACUCAAAGCGGCGGUAAAAACGGCGUCUGAACCAAAAAAAUGUUCAAAUCUUUCAGAACAUUGAGAAGACGGUGGCGCCGCACGUCGGCGACAAAGACGUUGGCGUUCGCAACGCCGCCAUCAACGUCCUGGUCGCGUGCUACCGAUUUGAGGGCGAUCAAGUUAGUAUUCUUCGUUUUUUGUUUUGUACCGAGGGCUGCCUACAACUAAUUUGAAUGACUUUGUACAUUAUCUUUUCCCAAAGAUCUGGGCUAUCUUAGUGGUAAAGAAUUUAUCGCUAAACGCAGGAAUUUUUUAGAUCUUGUUCAGCUUAAAUGCGAGGAACCACUCUCCUGAGAAAAAUUCUUAUUCAAAAGGAAAAUUAUAGAAAAAAGGAUUAUUUUCAAAUAGGGCCAACAUCAAAGCUUCUAAAUAGAAAAGUUGUUCGGGUAACAAGUUGUUUCUUUUUUUGUAAUGGACGUUAGACCUUACAUUUUCAUGUAGCCGACCUUGGUCAUUUUCCAACUUCUCAGAAUCGCCUUCCAGGCUUGCAAACGUGCCGCGCAACCGCGGUAGUUCAUAUUUUCAAAAUUAGGAGUUUUAUGAGGUAACCUCUUCAUUUAGACCCGAUUAAGUCAUGUUAAAAUAACUUCUAUAGUUAUUAAUUAUUAACAUCGUGAUUGUUCAAGUCUUUUUUUUUAGCUUCGAAAUAAUCUUUUAUGAAUUGAAGAUGUGGAGAGCGGCCGGAAAGAUGCCAGAUAAGGAUCGGUCACUCGUUGAAGAACGAAUCAAGAGAAGCGGGGUGGCACCAGGAAGCGGAGUGCCGCAGGGUGGCGGAGCGAGAGUCGUCGUCCCCCAGCAAAGUCGCUAACCUGUCCCCGAACCUAUCUAGUGGAAGUCUUCAGGCGCUGCCACUGCAGUCCGAAGGUCGGCUUCCAGAACACGAGAGCCGGAUUCUGAGAACAUUCCCUCGGAGUCGGCAGCCCCAGACUCGACCUUCGCUCUAAGUUUGAUCUUUGAUAUCAAUUCAAAUAAAUGAAUAUGUAUAAAUAUUUAAGAAAACAAAACAUUUUCAGAUACGCCACGACGACCGAUCGGCGAAGUUCAACAGAAGUCGUCAAGAUACGCACUUCGAGACGAUGUAUCGAUCUUUUCGAAAUGCUUCUAGAAAUAUUUUCGGUUUUUCAGUACAUCAGCUCGCUGGCUGGGCUUGCAGAUGGAACUAUUGGGGGACUGGAGGCGCCGCACAAAGGAGCGAAUCAAGGGUUUUGGCCGAGCACGCCGUUGAAGUUUGACUCUUUUCGCGAAAUAGAGCGUGUCAUUUGGGGGCUUCAGACGGACAGGCUCAUCCUCCUCCAUCUCCUCGGUUGACACGUCGGACCAGCUCGAGCGCGCCAUUCAGAACAUCUCCUCAGGUCUUCCUGAUGUCGCCAGAGACGCCAUGUUUCAGGUCGAGCUUUUCGAAAAGGAAACCGUUUUAAAAAGAACUGAUUUUUCAGGUCACAUACAUGCUGGAUACGCGUGAACAGAGACAGAUGAUUGAACGACGAAUGGACUUGGUAAAAAAAAGGAAAAUUUUAUCGUGGAUGUUUGUCGUUAUAGCUGUUCCGUAUGGCGACCGUUCAAGUCCAGUUCCUGACCAGAGUGCUCGAGGAGAACAAAAAUCAGUUCAAGGAAAUGGCAGACGCCUUGUCGCAGUUGUUGUUCAGGGUCCGAAAGUUAUUUGGAAUUCGUUCCUUCAAAAAUCUCUUCAUGUUCUCAGCAAAAUCCCACUUGAUGAGGGAUUAUAUAUAUGGGCGCGAAUGAGCUUUUGGUUAUAUAUCGGUAUUGAUUAAUUAAUUUUUAUUGAAAAUGGUCAACAGAGAAAAAUACGUUCCUAUAGAGGAGGGGUUUUUUUGAGAACGCAGGGACUCAAAAAAAUACCUUCGUUUUGGUAGAAAUUUAUUUCUAUUAAUUAAAUUAUUGAAACUAUUAAUUAUUUUUUUCAAAAUUAUAAUAAUUUUACUCAUUUUCAAACUUCUCCUAAUUUCAGGCUGUGGGAGGUAUCGAUGAGCCGAAUGCGGAGGUGACGAUCUUCGACAUCACAAAAGACACGAUCGCCGACCUAUUUACCGAAUUGUUGAAGAUAAUUUCGGUGCUCGGGCGGUCGGAAGACGUAAUGGUCCGUGUAUGGCCUGUUUCAUCAAUAUUUCAUCUUCUUUUUUCAUUCAUAGAUGUAUUUGCAACUGAAUCGUGAAAAUAUAUUGAAAAGUCUUUUUUCUUUAAGAUGUAAUGAAGACAUAAACCUCUUUUUUUUUUUUGAAGAUGGCGAGGUCCUUCAACCGACUCACCAUGCGAAUCGUCUACAGAAUCGAGCUGACGAGCCUCCUCUGCGGCCUUGUAACCGGCAUAACGAACCGAUUAAAAGCGUCCGAUGAAACCAUAGCAGCUCUCUUUGCCAAGGUGAAUAAGAGAAACCAAAAGAAAAAAAGGGAUCAUUUUCAAAUAAAUAAUAAUUGUUUUUCUUUUUAAUUUUAAUUUAGCUCGAAUACGUUUUUGAUCCGAAGCAAACCAGGAAUUUUGCAGCUUCUCACCAAGUGGAAGGAGGAAUUGGACAAAAGAACGCGACAGAUGCGUGUUUCCGAUAUUGUUGCCUGCUGUGACACUUUCUUCCAUUUAACUUUAGGGGUAUCGUGUCAUCACCGAUAAAACAUAAAGUUUGGGAAUUUUUUCAGGAAUUGAAGUGGGAUCUCACCCAUCCGCUGGUCACUUCUGUCGACAACGCCAUCGAAUGCGUCGUCCUGCUUCAAGGAGAAGCGGUAUGGAUUGUUUUUAUUUCUCUGCGCUCAAAGUUCAGUGAUUGCUGUGUUAGUAAAGAGGAAUUUAAGAGUAAGGUGUUUUUUGAACUUUUUAGUAGUAGCUGAACUGAAACUUCUUAAAACGCUAUGAGUAGGCGCCUCAAACCUUUUUUUCAAAUUAUUCGAAAAAAAUACGUUCAUCUGGAAAAAGAAGAAAAAAAGUUAUGACAGAAAAAAAGUAGCCAGCACCUCAAAAAAAUGAGUUCGAAAAAAAGUGUGAAAUUUUUUUGUUAAAGCUGAUCAUUUUUCAAAACGUUUUUCCGUGGAUAUUAAUCUUUUAUUUUUUUCAUUUUUUUGCCGUGGAAUUACUCUAUAAAAAAAGUCACAAUAAAAAGCUUAAAAGAUUGUCGUGAAAUUAUAAGCGAGGUAUGAGUGAAAAAAUAGACUUUCUCAGGUCCUCGACGCAGUUCGACGUCUUUUGAAGCCGCACAUGCACCUCACGAGCAUCGUCAACAAAAUGCUCCAAGUGAUGAAGGAGCAAGGGAAAACUCCGGCCCUUCCCGGAACGGUCUCUUCCUAUUUGAAUGCAAUGAACAAUCAGUUUUCCUUCUCAGUUGGAAGAUCUUCCGGCUGAAGAGGAAACCAUCAUCUCACGCCCCAUCCUGCAGGUCCAUAUCGACAACAUUAUUCGGGAUCCGUCCAAGGCAAUCUUUACUACAUUAAUAGGAAGAUAUUCAAGUUCUUCAGGCUUCGGACCAUGUCGAACGAUUGAAGAGCUUGUUGUCAGAUGAUUUGGAGGCGAGGAGUGACUUUCUGCGCAAAACCUCAUCGGUUGGGAACUUCACUGGAAGAUUGUUACUUUGUGAAUUCAGAUGCCACUGGGAAAGUUCGUUCAGGAGAUCACUGAAAGCAAAAGACCCGUCGUCGGAGCCAGCAUGCCGGUAAAUUUAUCUCAUGGCUAAUACUGAAAAUAAGCUAGCUCUUAGUGUGUCAAGUUAGCCAAGUAUUUCGGCUUCUGAGGUCAGAAGUUCUGUUCUAUUCUUCUAAGUUUCAAUUAAAAUGAGAUGAAUUGACAGUCCGCAAAAAUUGUAAUUUGAAUAAAUGUUUUUAAUCAAAUUAUGAUUGUGAACCGGUGCUUCCAGAUUUCGGCUACAAUUCUGCUCGAACUUUCGCAACUUCUCCACGAACUGGACAUGACUACGACGCCAUCUCCUGAUGCAACACCUUCGUCACAAGAAACUGCUCCAGCAGACCUGACUCGGUUCUAAGUUUCCAUUUUAUAGGGAUUCAGCAUCUGAUUUCAGAACUUUGACGAAACCCAAGCGUGAGCCAGUCGAUGCACAGCUAAAGAAGAGGCGAACGAUGUCGCGUGCUGCCAUCAGCGAGAUGCGAGCCCGGUUCGAUGAAGCUCUCGGCAACAAGUAA
Messenger RNA from Caenorhabditis auriculariae, 11398 nucleotides. The record is from the annotation of a GenBank genome assembly. Lineage: Eukaryota; Metazoa; Nematoda; Chromadorea; Rhabditida; Rhabditidae.